AUGGCAAGACUGGUGGCACUUCAACUGAACCAACUAUCUUUCUCUCCAUUGGCCUCCUCUCUUUCUGACUUCAGCGGAACCAGACUUCAAAACCAACUUCAGUUGAAGAGAACCUUCAGGCAGCCAAAAGGGUCUUUCUAUGUCUCUGCAUCAAGCACCAAGAAAAUCCUUAUCAUGGGAGGCACCAGGUUUAUUGGAGUGUUUUUGUCUAGGCUCCUUGUCAAAGAGGGUCACCAGGUGACUUUAUUUACAAGAGGUAAAGCGCCUGUCACUCAACAAUUGCCUGGUGAAUCAGACAGUGAUUAUGCUGAUUUUUCUUCCAAGAUCUUGCAUUUGAAAGGAGACAGGAAGGACUUCGAGUUUGUAAAAUCCAGUCUCUCAGCAGAGGGGUUUGAUGUUGUUUAUGACAUAAACGGACGAGAGGCAGAUGAAGUUGAGCCCAUAUUGGAUGCUCUGCCUAAUCUGGAACAGUUUAUUUACUGUUCUUCCGCUGGUGUCUAUCUUAAAUCUGAUCUAUUACCUCAUGCAGAGACUGAUGCAGUUGAUCCUAAGAGUAGGCACAAGGGAAAGCUUGAGACAGAAAGUUUGCUACAAUCAAAGGGUGUAAAUUGGACUUCUAUAAGGCCAGUGUAUAUCUAUGGACCCUUGAACUAUAACCCUGUUGAAGAGUGGUUCUUCCAUAGAUUGAAAGCUGGUCGCCCAAUUCCUAUCCCUAGCUCAGGAUUACAAAUAACUCAACUCGGUCAUGUUAAGGAUUUGGCAAUAGCUUUUGUUAAGGUUCUUGGUAAUGAUAAGGCCAGCAAGGAAGUAUUCAACAUCUCGGGAGAGAAAUAUGUCACAUUUGAUGGAUUAGCAAGAGCAUGUGCUAAGGCUGGUGGAUUCCCGGAGCCCGAGAUCGUUCACUACAACCCUAAAGAUUUUGAUUUUGGGAAAAAGAAGUCAUUUCCAUUCCGUGACCAGCAUUUCUUUGCAUCAAUAGAGAAAGCAAAGAGAGUGCUUGGGUGGGAACCUGAAUUUGACCUUGUAGAAGGUCUUGCAGACUCGUAUAACCUGGACUUUGGUAGAGGAACAUUCCGGAAAGAGGCUGAUUUCUCAACUGAUGACAUUAUUCUUGGCAAGAGUCUUGUUAGUGUAUAA
Molecule: messenger RNA, 1137 nt
Organism: Sphenostylis stenocarpa
Lineage: Eukaryota; Viridiplantae; Streptophyta; Magnoliopsida; Fabales; Fabaceae
Source: the annotation of a GenBank genome assembly